Fibroporia radiculosa is the source of this 2172-nucleotide messenger RNA. RefSeq lists its product as uncharacterized. The coding region runs from base 1 to 2172 and encodes 723 amino acids. The record is from RefSeq and is a predicted model, not a curated record. Lineage: Eukaryota; Fungi; Basidiomycota; Agaricomycetes; Polyporales; Fibroporiaceae. The transcript is spliced from 5 exons.
AUGUCUCGAAGGGCUCCUACCCCACUGCGCUCGACGCCUUCGUCUGCGCCUCUCGAGGGUAUGAUCCAGAAGCAGCAAGCUCACAUCGAGGAUCUUGUCCACCAGAACCGCAAAUUAGAAGAAACUAUUACUCAUUUGAAGAAGAACGUUGCUGAAGAGGAGGGCCGUGGCAAGGAAGCUGUCGCGGCUAUGCAUUUGCGAUGGAAGCAAGAGCGCUCCGAGUGGCAGGUGGGUUGCGACGCCCUCCAGGCAGCCCACCGUCUUGCGCACCUGCGGACUGCUGCGGAGCUCGACCAUGAACGUGCCGUGGUUGUUCUGGAGCGCGCAGAGACGGGGCGGGAGCGCCUCGCUCGGCUGCAGCGCGACUACCGUCUCGUCGCUUUCCAGCGGCGAGAGGUCGAACUGGAAUCCCGCAUUUGCCAGCUUGAGCGUGAAGCGGAGGAUCUUCGUGCCCAGCAUGCAGAACAGUCUCAGGGACUGAGCGAGGAGUUUGAGAACAAGGCGCAUGGUUUAGAGGCACAAUGCGCGGACCUCUUGGAACAGCUACGCGACAAGGCGAUAGAGAUCCACAGUACAAUGAAAGACAAGGAGGCAGUAGAGGAUGCACUUGCCAAGCUGCGAGCGGAGCACACCGCCCUCGUCGCAUCGUCCAGCACCACCGCCACAAAACUUGAACGCACUGCAUUGCAUUUGGAUGGACUCAAAUCAUCCUUCUCAGAGCUGGAGGCGAAACAUUCAGAAGCCGAGCGUACUGUGGCCGAACUCCGCAGGCAGCUAGAGAAAUGGCGCAACUUGGAGAAUCGUGAGGGUGCAGAAAUAGAGACACUACGACGACAGCGCAUCGAACUCGAAGUGCGGGUGAAGGAAGCUGAGACUCGGGCAGAGGAAGCUGCAGCGAAAGCCACAGACAGAGAAGAAAUAGCUGAAAAAGCGAAAAAGAAGACAGAAAAAUAUAAGGCUGCGCUGGAUGAGUACAGAAAAGCGAUCGAAGAGGCUCAAGAUGCUGCCGAACGCGCUGAAGCUGAGGUCGAUGAGUGGAAGGAUCGGUUGGCCAAAGCUGAGGAGGAGGUCGAUGCCCUCAAAGCGCAAAUGAAAGCGAGCGAAGGUGAACAAGGUGAUUCCACCGGACAGCUCGCAAAAGCGGAAGAAGAGAUUGUGUCACUUAAAGCUCAACUGCAGGCUGAGAAGGAGAAAUAUGCACAAACUCGAGCAUCGGAGGAACGGCUCGAGCAGUCUCACGUGCGAAGACCUGCCAACAAGCUUCGUAUGGAUCCUGUGUCAGAUGUCGAGGAAGUGGUCAUAUCUGCAUCCUACUCAACCUCGAGGUCUCCGCAACGGAAAACAACGGAGCCUUCGUUUUCUAAGACAGCGACGGGUUCGAAAGCGCCGACAAAGAACAUAGCACAUGAUGAGAUCUCUGAUGUUGAAGAGAUUGUUGAGGUGGAGAAACUAACUUCCGGGCGUGCGGAGCGAGCAGCAGCGUCUCCCAAACUCGCCAAACGACCAAAAGAAAAGAAUAAGCUUAAGUCAACCGAGGAGCAAUCUGGUCGUGGCCGGGCGAAGCAAAAGGAGGCACCGUCAUCGACUAGCGAGGCGGAAAUUGUCGAGCCCGAGCCAAGACCAAAGCCCAAGCCCAAGGCGGACAGAAAAGGAAAACGCAAAGCCGAUGUACUCGAAGAUGAGCCCGUUGAGAAACGGCCAGCGCCGAAAAAGUCCCGUAAACAGGUAGUGCCGGAAGAGGAGGAAGGGAGUGACGGGAAAGGAGGCGCCAAUGGUGCCGAAGGGAGCGAGCGAGACGAAGGACCCCUUCGGAAGACGAAACCGAAGUCUAAAGAGAAGUCUACGCAUGGGGUAGUCUCGGGCUCAAAAUCGCCGCCGAAACCAAAGAACAAACGACCACAGGCACAGGCCAAAAAGGGUGUAUCUGACCAGGCACCCUUACAAGGGAACUCAGACAACGAACAAGCGACGCCAAAGAAGAAAAAGCGGAAGAUCAAUCUAUUCCCCACUGCCCAGCCGACGUCUUUUGCUUGGGACCAGCUAGCGCAGACUGACGGUGGGCUGAAUAUACCGACGGAGCUGUCACCCGUGAAAGAGCCAGAAGGGACUGUAUCGGGCACCAUGUUGGGGAGGACAGGGAGCGGGUUUGGGAGUUUCGGGAGUCGACGGUGA